Molecule: messenger RNA, 866 nt
Organism: Bombyx mori (domestic silkworm)
Lineage: Eukaryota; Metazoa; Arthropoda; Insecta; Lepidoptera; Bombycidae
Gene: Pcmt
Product: L-isoaspartyl protein carboxyl methyltransferase
Biological process (GO): protein modification process
Cellular component (GO): cytoplasm
Molecular function (GO): protein-L-isoaspartate (D-aspartate) O-methyltransferase activity
Source: RefSeq, marked provisional
ACACAGAAAUCCGAAUAUUUACUACCACCAAUAAAGAAGGAAUAAUUUAAACAUUAAUGAAAAAUAAAUAUACAUGGAUUAAAAACAUUUGUUUAGCAGUUAUUGUAAUAAUUCCAAUAAUAAUGGCAUGGAGAAGCCACGGAGCAAAUAAUGUGGACCUAAUACGUAAUUUAAGAACUAACGGCAUAAUAAAAUCGGACACCGUCGCAAAUGCAAUGCUAGCUGUUGAUCGGAAAAAUUACUGUCCUUCUUCUCCAUACCAGGACUCUCCUCAAUCUAUUGGAUUCUCUGCAACAAUCAGCGCUCCCCACAUGCAUGCUCAUGCAUUAGAAAAGUUAAAAAACCAGCUAGUACCAGGAGAAAAAGCUUUAGAUGUUGGUUCGGGGUCUGGUUACCUCACUGCCUGUAUGGCCAUGAUGUUAGGAGAAACUGGCCGGGUAGUUGGGAUAGAACAUAUAUCAGAACUUGUGAAUUUGGCAACCAAAAACAUCCAAAAUGACAACCCAAGCUUACUCUCAUCUGAGAGGAUUAAACUUGUAGUUGGUGAUGGUCGUCUCGGUUAUCCAUCUGAAGCCCCUUACAGUGCAAUUCAUGUCGGGGCUGCAGCACCCACAUUACCACAAGCUCUAAUUGAUCAAUUGAAACCGGGAGGGAGGCUAAUAGUUCCUGUAGGGCCUGAGGGUGGUGAACAACAUUUGACUCAGGUUGAUAAAGCACAGGAUGGAACAACAACUGUAAAGAAAUUAAUGAGUGUGAUUUAUGUUCCAUUAACUGACAAGGAGCACCAAUAUCGUCCUUGGCGAUAAAUAUUUGUCACAUCAUAAAAUAAUAUUCUACAUGACGAUAUUCUUACAUCAUGAAAAAAU